Molecule: messenger RNA, 1828 nt
Organism: Habropoda laboriosa
Lineage: Eukaryota; Metazoa; Arthropoda; Insecta; Hymenoptera; Apidae
Gene: Ppa
Product: F-box/LRR-repeat protein 14
Exons: 1
Coding region: 383-1828 (481 amino acids)
Molecular function (GO): protein binding
Source: RefSeq, a predicted model, not a curated record
AUGAUCGAUAAAAAAAUUUGAUCAAAGAAUCGAUGCGAUUGUAACAGAAAUAGUAAACUGUUCGAGUAGUGUCGUCAAGUUGGAAAAAAUAUUUGUAGGAACAAAAUCAGAGAUCGGUCCGAGUAUGUAUUACGUAUGAUACGAAUCAUUGUGAAUGUAACAAAGGAGAAAUAUAGCAAUAUGAGAAAAAGAAGAAACAGCGAGAGGUGUAAAGAGAUGAUCCCUUAAGGAUUAGAGGGGUGAGAAGGAAGAAGGCAAGGUAACAGAAAGGAAAGGAAUAAUGGAUGAGUAAGGGAAGAAAUACGUGAUAUAAUUACAAAGUUGAAAACAUUUUGAGAAACGGGUAUAUGUGUGUGCGCGUGUGUAUAUACCAGCCGGCAAGAUGGAGGAAAGUCAGCUGUUGAUGACGGAACUUCCGGCAUUGACGCCGAGCCGCGGCACAACGUUGCUUCAUCGUUCAGGACAUUAUUAUCAGUUGCAUCAGCCGCAGCUGGCCGCAAUACCGAGCUCGCAAAGUCAAGGGAUUCUUUACAAUUCGAACAACACGCCGCAUUAUACCAGCGGUGCAAUCAGUCUACCGGCGUACGCGCAAGGCCUCUCGUCGAGGCAACAACCGCAAGUAACUUCUCGCGGUACUAUCACACCGAGCACGCAUAUCUCCUGCCUCUAUCCUGAGAUACUGGCGUUGAUCUUCAGCUACCUCGAGGUCAGGGACAAAGGACGUGCCGCCCAAGUGUGCACCGCGUGGAGGGACGCGGCCUAUUACCGGUCUGUCUGGCGAGGGGUUGAAGCCAGGUUACAUUUAAGAAAGCAGGCACCGGCGUUAUUCGCCAGCUUGGUAAGAAGAGGAGUGAAAAGGAUCCAGGUAUUGUCGUUACGAAGAGGACUCGGCGACGUAUUAAAAGGUGUGCCAAACUUGGAGGCAUUGAAUUUGUCCGGUUGCUAUAAUAUAACCGAUGCAGGUUUGAUCAACGCUUUCUGCCAGGAAUACAGCACACUCAUCGAAUUGAAUCUUUCGUUGUGCAAACAAGUGUCGGACAUUUCUCUUGGUAGGAUAGUGCAGUACUUAAAGAAUCUCGAGCACUUAGAACUAGGUGGUUGUUGCAACAUCACUAACGGUGGGCUCCUUUGCAUAGCAUGGAAUUUGAAGAAGCUAAAGAGACUCGAUAUACGAAGUUGCUGGCAAGUAUCCGACUUGGGUAUCGCUCAUUUGGCUGGUGUGAAUCGCGAAGCAGCUGGGGGAAAUCUCGCGUUAGAGCAUUUGAGCCUUCAGGAUUGCCAACGGCUGAGCGACGAAGCUCUCAGGCACGUGUCGAUUGGUCUGACCACAUUGAAAUCUAUUAAUCUUUCGUUUUGCGUGUGUAUCACCGAUUCCGGCGUGAAACACCUGGCGAAGAUGUCCAGUCUGCGUGAACUGAAUCUUCGAUCCUGCGACAAUAUCUCGGACAUCGGUAUGGCUUAUCUCGCGGAAGGUGGCAGCAGGAUUUCUUCGUUGGAUGUGUCGUUUUGCGAUAAAAUAGGGGAUCAAGCACUCGUUCAUAUUUCUCAGGGGUUGUUUAACCUGAAAUCACUCUCGUUGUCCGCCUGUCAAAUCAGCGACGAGGGUAUAUGCAAGAUCGCCAAGACAUUGCAUGAUUUGGAAACGUUGAACAUCGGCCAGUGCAGCAGAUUGACAGACAAAGGACUCUACACCAUUGCCGAGAGUAUGAAACACUUGAAAUGUAUCGAUCUUUACGGAUGCACCAAGAUAAGUACCAACGGCCUAGAGAGGAUUAUGAAGUUGCCGCAGCUGAGUACGUUAAAUCUUGGUCUUUGGCACGUGCGGUGA